GGUCUGCCCAUCUCCGUGGUGGUGAACUGCACCGGUCUGAAGAUGCCUGGGCACUUGCAGGAGAUCGAGCUCUUCAACACCUCCGGCCAUGCCCUCCUCUCGCUGCCUGCACGGCCCCUCUCCAACUCCUCCUCGGGGCAGCUCUGGGUGGGCUCACCACUCCGUGUCCCCCCAGGUGACUUUCUGCUGAAGGUGAAGGGUGAAGAUGCCCAGGGCCACCCCCUGCACCGCCUCUCCGGGGUCACCUACACCAGUGUGGUCCCUGGUCUACCUAAAGUGAACAUCUCCAGCAAGAUCCAGGCUUACAACCGUGAGCCACAGCUGAUCUCCUGCUCUGCACGGAGUGAGGUGCCUUUCUGCCUGCAGCUCAGCCGUGGUAGGGGGAAGCUCGGGGAAGAGCAGCUCUUCAGGAAUUCAGGGAACAUCAGCUGGUUGAUCCCUGUUGUGUCCAAGAGUGAUGAAGGGUUUUAUGAGUGCACAGCCACAAGCAAGGUUGGGGUGACUCGGGCUCGCGCCUACGUCUCUGUCUCAGAACCACCACCACGUCUCAUAGCCCCGGACAACAUCACGGCUUCACCAGGCCAAGAUGUGGUCAUGUCCUGCCUGGUUCUGGGCGACGUGCCCUACAACCUGACAUGGAGCUGGGAUGGGAAGGUGACACAGCCGGGGGAUGGCCGGACCAGGCUGCUGCAGAACGGCUCGAUGGAGAUCAGCCACGUGCAGCCAGAGGACGGGGGCCUCUAUGAGUGUGUGGCACGCAGCGCCCAUGGCACUGCCACCGCUUCCAUCUGGCUCUUCAUCCAUGAGGUGCCGUGGGUGCAGGUGGACGCCAGCCCCCAGCGUUUUGGCAGGGGCCAGGAGCUGCGGCUGAACUGCACGGCCGGGGGCCACCCCCUGCCCCACACCACCUGGAAGCGCUGGGGCUGGGCACUGACGCAGGAUGAGAGGGUUUUCACGGAUGCUCAGGGUACCCUCCACAUCAGGGCUGCCAUCCCAGAAGAUGCAGGGAACUACAGCUGCUUUGCCAGCAGCAUGCUGGGCUGGGACGAGCAGGUCGUCACCCUGGAGUUCACCGACCCUCCCGCUAUCCUGGCAGUGACACCCAGUCUAAAGGUGCUGGUGGGAGAAGACGUGACCCUGGAGUGCUGGGUUUCGGGAGUGCCCCCACCCUACAUCACGUGGUACAAAGCUGCCCCUCACUUUCCUGAGCCCCUGGGGGACCUGGAGGUCGAGAUCGGGGAGAGCGUGAGCCUGCUGUGCCACGUCGAGGGCUCUCCCCCACCACGGGUCACCUGGUCCAGGCGGGAUGGGAAGCCCGUGACAGGCUGGCAUGGAUCUCCUGGUGUUUCCAGCCAGCUGGAGCCUGCCAAGCUCCUCAUCAAGAGUGCCUCGCUGGAUGACCAAGCCAUCUACAUCUGUGAAGCCCAGAACGAGUUUGGGAAAAUCCAAGCAGAGGUCAAGCUCACGGUCACCAGACACGCCCCAGAAAUAGCUCUUGCAUCCCCCGUGGUCCGUGUGCUCCCAGGCCAGCCCGUGUCACUGCCCUGUGUGAUCCUGGCCGGGAGGCCGUUCCCAGCCCGUCGCUGGCUCUCUGCCCAUGCCCAGGUAGCCCCAAGUGGUCAUUACUCCAUCCAGGCUGAUGGCAGCCUGCACGUGGACCAGGUGUCGCAGGGGGAUGCGGGGACAUACACCUGUGAGGUGACCAAUGCUCUUGGCUCACACAGGAUGAGAUGCUUCUCCUCCUUUCCAGUUCCUCCCAGUAUUGAGCUUGGCCCUGUCCUCGUCACUGCCACUGAAGGAGCGGUUGUCACUCUGCGGUGCAAUGCCACUGGUGUGCCCCCCCCCACUGUCACCUGGGCAAAGGGCACAGAGCCCAUUUCACAGAGCCCACGCUACCACCUUCACGCUGAUGGGACCCUCCUGAUCCCUUCAUCCUCCCCUGGGGAUGCUGGGACCUACUUCUGCACAGCUACCAACACAGCAGGCUCCUCCAGCCGGGAGGUGCAGCUCUCCAUCAGCACAAAGCCCAGGAUCAGUGUGAACGGAUCAGAGGUGUCGGGCCCCAUAACAGUCCUGGCUGUGCUUGGGCAGGAGAUCACCCUGCCCUGCAAGGUUCAAGGUUAUCCUCGUCCCUUGGUGGUGUGGACCCAGGAGUCCCAACCGCUGCCUCUCGCUGCGGCGAGACACAGUGUCCUCCCUUCGGGGUCCCUCCGGCUGGCCAAGCCCCAGCUGACGGACACCGGCCUCUAUACCUGCACGGCCCCGAAUGCCGCAGGGAACAUCUCACUCAGCUACAACCUGCAUGUCCAAGCUCCCCCCCAGCUGCUGAUCGGGGAUGGGGAAAGCCUCCUGACAGCUGUUGCCAACAACUCCCUGAGGAUCCGCUGUCGUGCCAUGGGUGUCCCUGCACCCCGGAUCCAGUGGCUGAAGGAUGGGCAUCCCCUGGGUGAGCAGGAUGGUGUGGUGGUGUCUGAGGAUGCUGGGACUCUGCUGAUCACCCGUGUGGGGCUUGGUCAUGAAGGGCUCUACGUCUGCCAGGGCAGCAACUGGGCAGGGGUGGCCCAGGCAGAGGUGCAGGUUUCUGUGCAAGUGCCUCCCAACAUUGAACCCAGCGUGGUGGACCUGACUGUCCUGGAGAACGGCACAGUGUCCCUGGAGUGUCUAGCCUCAGGGCUGCCUGCUCCUGACAUCGCCUGGUACAAGGGGCAUGAGCAGCUCUUGGCCAGACCAGGACGGGCCCUGUCCAGGGAUGGGAAGUGCCUGGAGAUCCAGCGUGCCCAGCUCUCCGACGCUGGCAGAUACCGCUGCGUGGCCUCCAACGUGGCUGGUGUCACCGAGCUCUGGUACAGCCUUCAGGUGACUGUGCCUCCAUCCUUCUCCUCGACAGAGCCCACCACCGUGUCCGUGCUGGAGGGACAGUCCGUCAGGCUGGCCUGCGAGUGCCACGGGAUGCCCUUGCCCACCCUGAGCUGGUGGAAGGAUGGUGAGCCCCUCUCUGGCCAGCCCGGGAGCCCAAAGCUGGUGUCCACAGGAGGGAGCAUGCUGUACAUCGAGAAGGUACAGCUGGAGCAUCGUCUGGAGGUGCACGUGCUGCCCAGGAUCCAUGGCAGCAGCAAAGCCCCGAGGAAGGUUUCUGUCAUCAAGGCUGGUGAGACAGUUUUGGAGUGUGAUGCCAUGGGGACACCGCCACCCACAGUGACAUGGGUGAAGGAUGGGCAGCCCGUGGCUGACGGGGACGAGUUCCUGCUUACGGAGCAGGGGAGGAAGUUGCACAUCCCUAAGGCGGAGGUGGCCCAUGCAGGACGCUACGCUUGCCUGGUGGAAAACACGUCAGGGCAGGAGCGGAAAGAGUUUGACGUUGCAGUGCAUGUUCCUCCUGAGUUCAUUCAGGGAUCCGGAUCAACAACCAACAUCAGCGUGUCUCUGCAUGAAGCCCUGACACUGACCUGCGAGGCCACUGGUGUCCCUGUGCCCACAGUCACCUGGACCUGGGCCGGCUCUCCCGUCACCCCCAGCGAGCAUACACACGUGCUCUCAGGGGGCUGGCUGCUGAGGCUCAGCCGUGCCCAAACCCAGGAUGGUGGCCCCUAUUCCUGCCUGGCCAGCAACAUAGCUGGGGAGGCCAGGAGGCAUUUCUACGUGGAGAUCCUAGUUCCUCCCCACAUUGAGAAUGUGGAUGAAGAAGAGACCAUCAAAGUGUCUGAGGGCCACCCUGUCACCUGGUCCUGCCUGGCUGCAGGCAAUCCCCAGCCUAAGAUCACCUGGCUGAAAGAUGGCCACCCUCUGCCCAGCAGAGACACGUUCUCCUUCUCCCCUGAUGGCUCCAUGCUCCACAUCCCUCAAGCCUCCCUGUCUGAUGCUGGCCGCUAUUCCUGCAUGGCCUCCAACUCUGUGGCGAAUCAAACCAAGCACUACCUGCUAGAUGUUUUAGCUAGUCCCAUGUUUGGAGAUGCCCAUGAUGCCACCGCAGAAGAAGUCACGGUGAUCAUCAAUAACCCCAUCUCCCUGGUCUGCGAGGCUCUGACAUACCCAUCUCCCAACAUCACCUGGCUCAAGGAUGAGGUUCCUCUCAAAGCAUCUAGAAACAUCCACCUGUUCCCUGGUGGCCACGGGUUGCAGAUCCUGAAUGCCCAGGAAGAGGACACAGGCACAUACAGCUGCGUCGUGGCCAACGAAGCUGGGGAGGCUGUGAAGAACUAUGCUGUGAAGGUCCUAGUUCCUCCUUGGAUUGCCAGAGAUGACCCUUUGGGGGAGUUUGCCCUGAAAGAGGUAAAAGCCAGGGUCAACAGCACAGUGACACUGGAGUGUGAGACCUGGGCUGUGCCUGAGCCGACCAUCCAGUGGUACAAGGACAAGCAGCUCCUGGAAAGCACUGGCCACCUCCAGAUCCUCAGUGAGGGGCAGGUCCUUCAGAUCAAACCAGCUGGUGUCUCGGAUUCAGGGCACUACACCUGCGUGGCCACCAAUGCUGUGGGUGAAGAUGAGAGGGACUUCAUUGUGCAUGUCCAAGUGCCACCCCUCUUCCAGCAGCAGUUGAGCCCCAAUGAAGCCCUUGAGAUCUUCUACCAGGAGGAAGACCAGGAUGGGGAGGUGACGGAGCAUCGGCAGGCUGUCCUCAACCAGCCCACUGCGCUCUACUGUGACACCAGUGCCAUCCCACCCCCACAGCUCACCUGGUACAAGGACGGGGAGCCCCUGGCCCCUGGCCUGGGGGUGCUGCUGCUGCUAGGGGGCCGGGUGCUGCAGCUGCCGGCGGUGCGGGAGGAGGACGCGGGCAGGUACACCUGUGAGGCGGCCAAUGCGGCAGGACGCGACCGGCUGCACUAUGAGCUGGAGGUGCUGAUCGCCCCAGCAAUCCGUGGUGACACAGAGGACCUGGCUGAGGAGGUGACAGCCACCAUCAAUGGCACUGUCCGCUUCAAGUGUGAAGCCACUGGGCACCCGGUGCCUGUGGUGUCCUGGCUCUGGAACGAUGUCCCCAUUGUGGUUGGCCCACGGCACCAGCUCCUGGAGGAUGGGACAGUCCUGCAGGUCAGUGUCCCCCUGGGCAGGGUGGCUGUCGGGGGAAGACAUGGGAGACACCAGGUGGCCUCGGUGGAGGUGGGUGACACUGGCAGUUACACGUGUGUGGCUGAGAACUCGGCUGGGUCAGCCGAGAAGCACUUUGUCCUCACCGUGCAGGAACCCCCCCGUGUUGAGGAUGCAUCCCAUCCCACCGAGAUGUCCAUCGCCGUGGGCACCCCACUAGAGCUGGUGUGUGUGGUGACGGGUGUCCCUGCACCCACUGUAACCUGGGAGAAGGAUGGACGGCUGCUGGCAGGGCCCUGGCUUGUGUCUGGGAACAAGAGCACCCUCCACAUUGAGAGUACAAAGGUGGCUGACACUGGCUUGUAUCCCUGCCUGGCCACUAGCCCUGCUGGGGAGGACAGCAGGAGCUUCCACGUCAGCAUCCAAGCACCUCUCAGCAUUGCGAGCCUUGGAGAGACCCACAGCAUCACUGCUGUGGCAGGGGGACAGCUCAUCCUGGAGUGCCCCGAGGACACCGUGCCACCCCCUGACAUCGAGUGGCACUGGGAGGGCUCUCCACUGUGGGAGGAUGCCCGCAGGCAGGUCCUGGCCGAGGGACGUUUCCUGCAGAUCCGGGAUGUGGGGGCAGUGGAUGGUGGGGAGUACAGCUGCAGGACCACCAACGCACUGGGAGACACCAGCCUGCGGGUCCAGGUGGAGGUUCACGUGGCCCCAGAGAUCCAGCCGGGCCCCGAGGAGGUGAGGGUGCUGCUGAACAGCUCAGCAGUGCUGCCAUGCCGGGCAGACGGGUGGCCUGUGCCCCAGGUGACGUGGCGGAAGGACGGCCAGCUCCUGUCCCUUCAUGGGAGCAACAGGCUGCAGCUCUUGCCAGAUGGUUCCCUGCAAAUCAACCCAGUUCAGGUCCAGGAUUCGGGCUACUACCUCUGCAUGGCAUCCAGCCCCGCUGGCUCCGACCACCAAGGCAUGGACCUCCAUGUCCUGAUCCCUCCCACCAUUGCCCCCUCGCCCUCCAACCUCACCCUGAUGGCUCAGCAGCCGGCCACGCUGGGCUGCGACACCUGGGGAUCCCCUGAGCCCCACGUCCGGUGGGAGAAGGACGGCCGCCCCCUGAACCCACACCUCCUGCCUGGUGCCUACAGCGUGCAGUCCCUGGGGUCACUGCUCAUCUCCAGCCCUGCUCCCAUGGAUGAGGGGCAGUUUGAGUGCAUCGCCACCAAUGCCGCUGGAGAGGCACGCAAGGUCUUCCUUGUGUCUGUCCACGUGCCCCCCACUAUCGCCGAUGACCUUACGGACAUGAUUGUCACCCGGCUGUCCCCUGCGGUCCUCACCUGCUACGCCUCCGGCGUGCCCCCACCCACGGUGUCAUGGAGCAAGGAGGGGGUUCAGCUGGGCAGCCGAGGAGGGGGCUACCGCAUCCUGCCCACAGGGGCCCUGGAGAUCAAGCAGGUCCUGCCCCCACAUGCUGGUCGCUACACCUGCACGGCGAGGAGCGCUGCUGGCACAGCCCAAAAACAUCUCCAGCUCGCGGUGCAUGAGCCCCCCACCCUGAAGUCCCUGCCUGGCAUGGUGAUGGUGAUGGUCAACACCAGUGCGGUGCUGUCCUGCGAGGCAACUGGGGUCCCCCGGCCAGAGCUCACCUGGCAGAAGGAUGGUGUUGGCAUUGCUGGAGGGCCUGGGCUGAAGGUGCUCCCCAACGGGCAGCUGCAUCUCCUCCGGGUCUCUCCUGGGGACACGGGCACCUACCUGUGCCUGGCUCGCAACCCCUCCGGCACCGCUGCGGGGAGGACCAAGCUGAUCGUGCAAGUGCCCCCUGUGAUCAUGGCUGGCCCAACAGAACUGGCUGUCCUGGAGGGGCUGGAGGUGCUGCUGCCCUGUGUCACCCAUGGUGUCCCCGAGCCUCGUGUGUCCUGGAGCCGGGAGGGAGACCCAGUGCAGGGUGGCGGGGGGAAGGCCACCAUCCUGCCUUCUGGGGAGCUGCUGCUCCAGGAUGUCCAGGAAGGGGAUGCCGGGAGCUAUUCCUGCAUCGCUGUGAACUCGGCCGGGAGGGCUGUCCGCCAGCUCUUCCUCUCCGUCCACACCCUGCCCACCUUCACCCGCCUGCCCGCAGACAUCACCCUGAGCCGGGGCGAGAGGCUGGAGCUGGUGUGUGCCGCUGUGGGCAGCCCCCAGCCCCGCGUCACCUGGACGGCCAACGGGCAGCUCGUCACUGAUGGUGUGUCAGGGCAGAGCGGCUGGGGCACCCUGCGACGGGAGGCAGCCACCCGAGCCGACAGCGGGGCCUAUAUAUGUUUGUCUCCGUCAGAGGUAGGUGCGGGCAGGGAAACUGGGAUCCCUGGCCAGCCCCCCUCCUCUGCCACUCCUCUCCCUUCCCCAGAGGCACCCAUCAUACAGGGGGACCCCAGCACCUACCAGGUGGAGCACCCUGGGGGUGAUGCCCUCCUUGACUGCGACGCCCGGGGCCAUCCCGCGCCCCUCGUCUCCUGGAGCAAGGACGGGGUGCCCGUGGUGGCUGGUGGGCGUCUGCGCCAGCUGCAGAAUGGCUCCUUGGCCAUCCAUGGUGUGGGGAGCACCGACACGGGGCGUUACCGCUGCACAGCAGAGAAUGAUGUGGGCACAGUAGCAAAGGUUGUCACCCUGGUCCUGCAGAGUGCCCCUGUGGUGGCAGUGACACCGCGAGUGCUGGCAGUGCACGCCGGGCAGUGGGUGCUGCUGCACUGCACCGUGUCUGGGGAGCCCACCCCCUCUGUGGAGUGGCAGCGGGAUGGGGAGCCGCUGCCUGAGGGUCCCCGUGCCCAUGUCCUGCCCAAUGCCACCCUGGUCCUGCCUGCUGUCACCCACCAUGAUGCCGGCAACUACUCCUGCCUCGCUCGCAAUGCCCUGGGGUCCGCUGUCGCCCACGCCUCCCUGGCUGUCCAAGGGGAGCCACGCCGGGUCCGGGGCAGCCUGGUCGGUGUCCUCAACGCCCAGGAGCUCGGUGUCACCAGCCUUGAUGCCAGUCUGAUGCGGGUGCUGGUUGCCAUCAUCUCCCCCAUUUACUGGUCCUUGGCACACACUGGUGCAACGGCCCGGAGUGGGUUCCUGCUCACUCAGGGCACCUUCCAACACGAGUCCCAGCUGGAGUUUGUCACAGGGGAGAUGCUGCGGGUCACCCACCUCGCCCGGGGUGUGGAUGCCACCGGGGCUCUGCUGCUGGACAGUGUGAUCAGUGGCUCCAUGCCGGAGAAUAUCGACAAGGCUGCGGUGCUGCUGCAGGACUUCAGCGAGCGCUACGUGCAGACGGGUGCAGGGCAGCUCUCGGGGAGCUCGGUGCAGAUCUUCCUGCAGGAUGGGCACAUCAUCCGUGCUCGCUGCAAUCACACCAUCACCUAUGACCCCACUGUGGGCCCACAGCCCCCCCGGGUGCAGCAUGUCCGGGCCAGCGCUGUCAAAGCCUCCUACAACCCGACCUCGGAGGAGCUCCGCUUCCAGCUCCGUGCCUCACUUGAUGCAGGGCCUGACAGAGACCAGUGCCCACCAGGAUUCAUCCUGGGCCCUCAGCAGCUCUACUGCAUUGAUGUCGAUGAAUGUGCUGAGGGGUCCCAUGGCUGUCGCUACAACCAGCUGUGCCAGAACACUGCGGGGACCUACCACUGCGCCUGCCCUCUCGGCCACCGCGCGCUGGGUGCUGGCUGGCCGUGCUUGGAUAUAAACGAGUGCCUGCAAUCUCCUCCGCCAUGCGCCUUCGAGUGCCACAACCUGCGGGGCUCCUAUGAGUGCCUUUGCCCCCCUGGCAGGACCCCGCUGCCGGGUGGCAAAUGCAGCAAAGCAGGGCUGGAUGGAGGGGGCAGGACAGGCAGCACCCCCCGGGACUCCCCCCUACGCUGGCUGGGGCCGAGCAGCCCACGGGGGCGAUCCUUCUAUACCCAGCUCGCCCUCCGCCGCGUGGCAAAGGCUGCGGGGCCGAGUGCCAAGGGUGCCCCCUGCCCCAUGGGCUUCAUCAAGAGGAAUGGCACCUGCACUGACCUUGAUGAGUGCCAGAUGCUGACCCAGUGCCAGCAUGAGUGCAGGAACAGCCUGGGCAGCUACCGCUGCAUCUGCCCCCCUGGAUACCGGCUGCUGCCCAACGGGAAGACCUGCCAUGAUGUGGAUGAGUGUGAGGAGGGCAUGAUCCAGUGCGACUCGAGCCAGAUGUGCUUCAACACCCGCGGAGGUGCCCAGUGUGCGGAUGUGCUGUGCCCGGCUGGGUACCGGAGAGGCUCCAGCCCUGGGGUGUGUGUCGGUCGCUGCACCCCAGACUGUGGCUCCACCCCCCCGCUGCGGUACCAGCUGCUCACCCUGCCCCUGGGCAUCGCUGCUGGCCGUGAUGUGGUGCACCUUACCCCGGGUGCUGCUCUCCCCCACCACCCCAUCUUCACGCUGCUGGAGCAGGCGCCCAACAGCCCCUUUGCCCUCCGCACCGAGCAGGGCCGCGGCAUCGUCUCCACUCUGCGCCCGCUGCGGAACCCUGGCACCCACCGCCUCAAGGUGCAGGUGCUGGCCCCGGGUGGGCAACGGGCACCCAGAACCUUCCUUCUCCUCAUCUCUGUCUCGCCCUACCCCUACUGA
This is a messenger RNA of Antrostomus carolinensis (chuck-will's-widow), 9612 nucleotides long. Its product is annotated as hemicentin-2. NCBI's taxonomy places the organism in Eukaryota, Metazoa, Chordata, Aves, Caprimulgiformes, Caprimulgidae. Gene Ontology annotation, biological process: synapse organization; homophilic cell-cell adhesion. Gene Ontology annotation, cellular component: neuronal cell body; axon; plasma membrane. Gene Ontology annotation, molecular function: axon guidance receptor activity; calcium ion binding. The record is from RefSeq and is a predicted model, not a curated record.